UUUAUCUGUUGCCCUUGCUCAGAAGUCCUGACCGGCUACAUUGUUCCUAGAGUGAGUCCCAGCUGUUGCCAGGCAACUGACAACAAUUUGUAAAUAAACACCCUGGACCGCUUCCCUGGAAGACUGACCAAAGAAAACUGAGGUAUCAUUUCAUUUGGUAGAUAUUGUGUUUCUCUUAAGAAAUCUAUGCAACGUGUCCUACAGUAAAAACUGUUGGUAGACAUGAGCUCGAACAAGCUUUCUGCUGUGCUAGAGGAGCAGAUUCACCGCCUGUGUCUAAAUGACUUUCCAUGUGGACAUGGCACCUGGAGAAAGACCAAAGACAGUACAGAGGGAGCAACGACAGAGGAGACAGACGCCCUCCUGGAUCUUCUAAGCUGCCCUCACUCUCCAUGGAGGCAAGAUGAAUCAUGGAGCCCUCAAGCUCCGGCCCUGAGACAGCUGGCAGUACUCACACCUGAACGCCUGCACACGGACUUCAUUUACAAGUACUUUAUUACAUUUCGCAUCGUGGACAAGAAUGUAACAGUCAUCGAUGAUGGCCUGUUAAAGUUCUCAAAGCUGGAGGAGUUGGUGCUGAGUGCCAACAAAAUCUCAGACAUCCCUGCGCAAAACCUUCCCAGCACUUUAAAGAUUUUGGAGCUACGUGCAAACCAGCUGUCUGCCCUGAACAGUCUCGACAAUGGCUUGCCUCCUCGCCUGCAGUACCUCGGCCUCGGGUCAAACAGUCUCGGUUCCUGUGACGAUGUCUGUUAUCUUACAGGAAGACACUGGCCACAGCUGGUGUGUCUGGACCUAAGUGACUGUGAGUUUCAGGACCAGCAGUCCCUGCUGAAGGCCUUGAGCACGCUCCCCUGCCUCAGGACGCUGGUUCUGGAGGGAAACCCCUUCACUCUUGCUCCCUGCUACCCGGGUUUCACUGUGGACAGUCUCCCACAGCUGUCUUGUCUGGACGCCUCGUGGAUCUCCCCUGAGGAAAGACAUUGUUUUAGGGGCUUGGCCAAGAAGAGUGAUCUGAUAGUGGACCAGGCAUCAGCCACAGUGAGAGUGGGCAGGAUGAUGGGAAUCCCCGACCCAUCGACGAGUGUGGAUGAAAACGCUCCUGACUUCCCUGUUAUCACCUACAGUUAUUUCUGCACAUACGAGUUCCUUAGUCAUCAAACGGUUAACCGGGUGAAGAAUCCUUCCUACACUUUUCCCUCUCUUUACAUGUCUAAACUUGACGGUGUGUGUCAAUUUGACGCUGCACACGUAACAGAAGACUGCUUCAGUGAUGCUGACCUACAUUCAAACAAAAAUUGUGAAAAGGAAUCGCCCAGACCAGACUCACAACACUUGGUGUUCACUGAGGAAACCCGCCAUGAUUUAGCAGAAGUGUCAAGACACAGCACAUCAAAGCUGCCAUGGUCAGAGUGCAUGGCCGUCAGUGACUCACAAACGUUCAUUGUUAGUGAUCUGGGAGGCUUAAAGAGAUUCUUCAAUCGAGGACUUUAUCUUACGAUAAAGGAGGAAAAGGUCCUGUCAUGGCCUGCAUCCUCUGAAGACAUCCCAGUGGCCAAACCCAGCCUAACUGUAAAAGAGAAGAAAGGCGGGAAAGAGAAAGAAUCUCCAAUCAAAUCUGGUUCCACCAAAGACAAGUCAAAAGACAAAAAGAAGAAAUCUGUACCAGAGCUGGUCCAGGAUGCUCCCAUCAGAAGAGUCCUUGGCUCUGUCCACGUCCCCCUGCAAAGUCUGGUCAAAAGAAGUCAAAAGGUUGAGGUCCUCUGUGAACUUGCUGCUCUACACACCGAGUCUGAGAUGGAAGCUAGACAAACCCCUGAAAAGGCUCUGGGAAAGAAAACUAAAGAGGACAAGGAAUCCAAACAGAGAGGAGGCAGCAGUACUAAACAGAAGAAUACAGCAGCUUCAAAAGGUAAAGGAAAGGAAAGAAAAGAAUGUGAGGAGAUGCAUGUCCACACAGACAACUCUGAAACCGUCCACCUGGGACUGGUGACUGUGGAGUUGAGUGUGGAGCUGGAGAAAUGGCUGUCUGCAUCUGAAGCUCAUCAACUUCUGCUCCCACACCCAAACUCCUAAAGCAAACAGCCUUGUUUUGUCUUAAAGCAACAUUAGCAGCUACACAAGGUUUGCAUACUUAUUUUCAGUUUGCGCUACUGUACACCAUGGAACCAUUUAUCUCCAAACCGGUCCUGGCCAGGCUAGUUCAACUCAAGAUGAUGCAAUUAUAAGGAGCGCAUUGCAACAAGCUGAACAGUAGAAGUGCAGUCUAAAACAUGCUGUCAAACCUUCCUUUAAUAGCGACUUUAAUGACUGUGCAGUGCACCCAGACAUAAACAUAGUGGGAAAAGUGCUUUCAAUCGAACAAUCAAUACAGAGAGGUUUCAUUUUAAAUGUAUACAUAAAUUUAAUUUUUUAUACAGAUAUAUAUAUAAAACAUUUUCAAAGAAAUGCCUAUGUAUUUCAUAGUUUCAUAAAGAAAGUAUUUUAAUUUCAAAGAAAUCUUUUGAAAAGGCCAUUUCACUGAACUGAGGGGUUACAGUAGGUGUGAAGCGCUUUAAGUUUCACCGCUUCUUUUAUUAAACAAUCACCCGUCAGUUCAUUUAUGAAGACCAUAAAAAAAAGUUCCUAACGCCAAACAGCCCUGGCUUUCACUGCUCUACUCCAGGCGAGAGUGAGAAAAUCUUUCCCCUGCGAUUACUCUUCACAAAAUUACACACAUACCAUCAAACCUUUAAAGUACAUACUGUAGUAUUUCCAAGCAUAAAAAAAUAAACUAUAGCUCAC
Messenger RNA from Etheostoma spectabile (orangethroat darter), 2784 nucleotides. Its product is annotated as leucine-rich repeat-containing protein 43. Gene Ontology annotation, cellular component: cytoplasm. Lineage: Eukaryota; Metazoa; Chordata; Actinopteri; Perciformes; Percidae. Bases 223 to 2076 code for a protein of 617 amino acids. The transcript is spliced from 12 exons. Gene Ontology annotation, molecular function: protein binding. The record is from RefSeq and is a predicted model, not a curated record.